Molecule: messenger RNA, 3868 nt
Organism: Prionailurus viverrinus (fishing cat)
Lineage: Eukaryota; Metazoa; Chordata; Mammalia; Carnivora; Felidae
Gene: PER3
Product: period circadian regulator 3
Biological process (GO): negative regulation of transcription by RNA polymerase II; circadian regulation of gene expression; entrainment of circadian clock by photoperiod
Cellular component (GO): cytoplasm; nucleus
Molecular function (GO): transcription corepressor binding; transcription cis-regulatory region binding
Source: RefSeq, a predicted model, not a curated record
GGGGGCGCGGCGCCCGCGGCCACCCGGCACGCGGCGGGCCUCGGGACGGUUCGCGGCCCGGCCCCGCGCCGGGGAGCGGUGGCGGCAGUGGCUGCGGCAGCAGGCUGCCUCCUGGAGCGGGGCCGUCGGAGACUGCAUGGAGACCCCGCAGAGAAGACUUCCUCCAGGUGAGCGGGGGUCGGUGGCCGCCGGCUCCCGGUGACUUGGAGCUUUCCCUGCGGCGACCGCACGCGCCGAGAUGAGGAAUCCAGGUCUGCCGCUGCCCGCAGAGUGAGCGGCAGGCAACGGACUGAGGGCUGCCCCGCAAAAGAUGGACCCCUGUGAAGAUCUAGAAAAGUCCAGCCAUAAGUCUCUGGACUCCAGGGAGACCGGGCCUCCGGAACUGGAAGGACCACGGGCCUGCGACCCUGAGGCCCUGGGGAAAGGACACGAGGAGAUGUGGAGCCAGAAGUACCACCUGCAGAGCCCACGCGCGGAGAGCAGCAACAGUGAACGGCAAGAUGGAAACAGAGUUUCCGAAGAGCUUAUGAUGGUUGUCCAAGAAAUGAAAAAAUAUUUCCCAUCAGAGAGACCCAAUAAGCCGAGCACUCUAGACGCCCUCAACUAUGCCCUUCGUCGUGUGCACGGUGUGCAAGCAAACAUUGAGUUUUUCCAGAUUCUCCGUCCAGAUGGAGCACCUCGAGCAGAUGUGACCACAUACAGUCUUGAGGAACUGAGCACGGUUGCUUCAGAACACGCUUCCAAAAACACAGAUACCUUUGUGGCAGUGUUUUCAUUUCUGUCUGGAAGGUUAGUGCACGUUUCUGAACAGGCCACUUCGAUCCUGAACUGUAAGAAGGAUUUCUUGGAGUCCUCGCACUUUGUUGAACUGCUCGCCCCCCAAGAUGUGAGGGUGUUCUGUGCACACACUGUCCACGCUCAGCUUCCCUUCUGGAACAGCUGGACCCAAAGAGCAUCUCAGUACGAAUUCGCUCCGGUGAAAUCCUUUUUCUGCAGGAUCCGUGGAGGCGAAGUCAGAGAGCAAGAGAAGCGUUACUGCCCAUUCCGGAUUAUUCCCAAUUUGAUGCACGUACGUGUCUCUACCCAGCAGGAACCUGAGUCGUGCUGUCUCACCCUGGUGGAGAAAGUUCGCUCUGGUUAUGAAGCUCCUCGAAUCCCGAUGGAUAAAAGAAUUUUUACCACAACACACACCCCAGGGUGUGUUUUUCUUGAAAUAGACGAAAGAGCGGUGUCUCUGCUGGGUUACCUACCUCAGGAUCUGCUGGGGACAUCCAUCUUAGCGUACGUGCACCCCGAAGACCAUUCUCUCAUGGUUGCCAUACACCAAAAAGUCUUGAAGUAUGCAGGCCACCCUCCCUUUGAACACUCACCCAUUCGAUUCCGUACCCAAAAUGGAGAUUACGUCAUAUUGGACUCCAGCUGGUCCAGCUUCGUGAACCCGUGGAGCCAGAAGGUUUCUUUCAUCAUCGGUCGGCAUAAAGUUUGAACGAGUCCGCUGAAUGAGGAUGUUUUCGUGACCCAAAUAAAAAAGACGAACCAUAAUGACAAAGAUGUAACAGAAUUGCAAGAACAAAUUCACAAACUUCUCUUACAGCCGGUUCACAAGAGCGCCUCCGACAGCUAUGGGAGCCCGGGCGGCAGCACCUCGCAGGAGCAGCGCGUCGGAGGCGCGUCGUCUGGUGAGGCCGGCGGGCCCCCACCUUCUCUCAUUCUUUUCCCCCAGCUGACUUUGCAGCAGGUCUCCGCCAGUCUAAACAAAAUUAAGAAUCUCGGUCAGCAGCUCUACAUUCAGUCAAUGGCCAAGUCACCAGAUAAGCAAGUGACGGCGAUGCGCACAGGACGGCUUGGCGGUGAUGAGCAGAAGGUCUCUUCUGCCUUCCAGACGUUGAAAGACGAUAGCAUGCAUGUGGAGUCUAGUGAAGAUUGGAGGAAAGACCAGCAUAGCCCAUCUUAUCAGCAAAUAAACUGCAUUGAUAGUGUUAUCAGAUACCUGAGGAGCUGCAACGUUCCGGCUUUGAAAAGGAAGAGCGCGUCCUCUUCAUCCUCGGAAGACAGACAGAACCACAAGGCAAAUGAUGCCCAGACCUUGCACGGUAACGCGAGUGCCCUCCUAGCCAGCCAGAGGAUGGGUACAGAGCCAUCCCUUUCUGGUUUUCCUUCAAGGUUUGGUCUCUACUUAUUUCGUGAAUCACCAACAAUCCUGGUUUCCUAUUGCUCCUUAAUGGCCAGUUAUAAACACCUGCGAUUUUUCUUUUCACUGUCGGUUUCUCUCAUGCCCCCAGCUGUGCCUCAGACCCCAGCCACAGCUCACUUGGAGAUGUCUACUGCCAGGCGGUCUGCAGACGCUGCAGGACACGCCCCCCGGAGCCUGUCCCCGGCGGCGCUGAGCCUGGGCUCUGGCACGAGCCAGUGUAGCUACGGCAGCACCGUUGUCCACGCCCCGCCGCCAGAGUCAGCGACUCUGGCAGAGGAUGCUGUCCCAGCGUGUGAGCCCUGGACUCCGCGUACCUCAGAAGAAUUUCAACAGGUAGGGCUCACAAAAGCCAUGCUGUCAGCCCACGCACAGAAGGAGGAACAGAAUCAUGUUGAUAAAUUCCGAGAAAAGAUCCUGUCAUCGCCCUACAGAGCCUGUCUUCCGCAAGAAAGCAGAAGCAAAGCUAAACAUUUGUACGUUCAAGGUAGCUCCGCUUCCAAGCAGCGCAGCACGGCCGGCCGCAAGAAGGGGAAGCACAAGGGGAAGAAGCUGCCACAGCUGCCGGGCAGCAGUGGCACUAAGGACGCCUUCUGUCCCCACUUGCGAGGGGACGUCCAGGACACACAGCCCUGGGGCCCCUCCCCCGCCUCCUCUCCGUGGGCCUCCGGCCUGUCGUUCCCAGCUCCUUCCCCCAUCCCGGCCCUGGCCCGUGGGGGAGGAGGUCACGUGGCAGCAGUGGCUCUGUUCGAAUGUCUGUCUGAGCCACGUUUGCCCAACUGCUUGCAGUCUUUUCCUGCCCCCCCUCUUAGAUACUUAGAUACUUUGAUGACCAUUUUCCUGCACGAACCCCCUGUCUGUCCCCUUUUGUCACCAUCCUUCCCCCCAUAUCCCUUCUUGGGAGCACCAGACUCUUCCGAAAUUCCACCCUCAGCAUCAGCAGUGGCUGCCAGCCUGGAACCCCCGUGGUCGGUCCUCAGCCGAAGGCGAGCUGAGGGGAAAUGGGAGACGCCGCGUGAAGAGCGCGCACUCACUACCUCGAGGAGCAGCUCACCACUGUGGCUCAACUUACUGCAGGAAGACACGCUCAGAUCCCGCGAAUCUUCAGAUCAGAUGAGAAGGGGUAUUUGCCCAAAAGCCAAGGAUGUAAAUGACACUAACUUCUAUUAUCGUGUCGUAGGCAACAGCGGGAAUAAGAACAGUUACACGGCAUUACUUCACGAGGAGUCUCCUUCCAGAACAGGUUCUGCAGCAUCAGGAAGCAGUGACCACAGUAUAUGCUCCACUAGUGGUGAUUAUUCUUCUGAAAUCACCUCAGAGGGACAGCAGUCUCAGGAUGUACAGAAGAAAGAAACAUUUCCCAAUUUUGCUGAAGAGUCUGUGUGGAGAAUGAUAAAACAGACACCAGAGUGCAUUCUAAUGACAUAUCAGGUACCUGAGAGGGUGAAAGAGACCGUGCUGAAAGGGGACCUGGAGAGGCUGGCGGGCAUGCGGCCGCGGCAACCCCGGUUUUCACGCGCGCAGAGGGAGGAGCUGGCCGAGGUGCACUCUUGGAUUCAGAGUCAGACUGUCCCUCGAGAAAUAGACAUCCGGGGCUUUGUCACCUGCGAAAGCAAAGAUUCCCUUGGUGACGCCGCAGAGUCCUGUGGUCAAGCUCCAGCAGCAAACGGCAGUUGA